Molecule: messenger RNA, 1074 nt
Organism: Rhizophagus irregularis DAOM 181602=DAOM 197198
Lineage: Eukaryota; Fungi; Glomeromycota; Glomeromycetes; Glomerales; Glomeraceae
Source: RefSeq, a predicted model, not a curated record
AUGAUAUAUGAUGGAAAUAUUCAUCCAGAUGAAUGGUUGAGACAAUUUAAUACGUAUUGUUUUCUUAAAAAAAUUACAGAGGACAAUGUCAAAUUAGCAAAAAUGAUGAUUGAUUCUACAAUUCAUGUCCCUAAAGAUGUAACUUCUUUAACAGAACUUGUUAGCGCAUUAAAAGNCAAAGAUGUAACUUCUUUAACAGAACUUGUUAGCGCAUUAAAAGCGGAAGUUUCUUUCACAGUAUUUAAAAAUACAAGUAAAAGAAAAUUACAAGUAUUAAAAUAUAAAAGUGAAAAUAUAGGAGGCGAUACAUCAAAGUUUAUCGAAACUUUUCGUAAACUUUGUCGUGAUGCUGAAAUUGAUGAUUUAAAAGAACAAAAGGAAUAUUUUGUUGAAACACUUCCAUACACACUUAGAAAGAAGUUUUUAGAUAUUAUAGAUGAUAUUGAAUCUUUAAGUGACCUUAUUUUAAGAUUUAAUAAGCUUUUAAUUGGACCAGCUCUUAGCACUAAUAUUAAAAAUGGUUCUGUUGUAGCUUUAAAACAUGUUUCUACGGGAAAAUAUUUGAGUACGAUUGAAAAUUUACGUUAUGAAACUGGAAGCAAAUCUCAAAUGGUCUAUUUAGGUGGUUCAGAACUUGAUCGAUCUUCUUUAUGGAUAAUCAAGUUUGAUAAAGAUUUCGCUACUACCGACACUUAUAUAAAUUUGCAGCAAAGAUUUGGUAAAUUUGACAAGUUUCUUGGGAUGCGAUAUUAUUAUGAGUAUAGUGCUAGAAAAUAUUAUUAUUCUUCUCCAUCCAAUCACUUAGAAGUGAGUUGUAACAUAAUGAAGAAAAAUUAUAGCGAUAAUAAUUGGAGAUUUGAUUUUUGUGAUUUAAAUAAUCAAGGAUAUUUAAAACCAAACGAUAUUAUUACUCUUAGUACUAAGAAUGAAAUACUUAAUGAUCGAUAUGAAUAUUUACGUGGUCAUGAUUAUCAAGUCACUAUAGGAGGCGAAAUUUAUUACGAGGUUAUUUGUCAUGAUAAAGUCAUAGGAGCAAAUGAUAAUUGGUGUAUUGAACUUAUUGAAGAACCAUAA